This is a messenger RNA of Perkinsus marinus ATCC 50983, 672 nucleotides long. RefSeq lists its product as hypothetical. The transcript has 3 exons. The record is from RefSeq and is a predicted model, not a curated record. Lineage: Eukaryota; Perkinsozoa; Perkinsida; Perkinsidae. The coding region runs from base 1 to 672 and encodes 223 amino acids.
AUGCCAACGGUUACGGCGGAUAUACCGGAGCAAUUGAUUGAUUCUUCGAGGGCGCCCGAUGGAGGCACUCAAGGAGGAGGAGGAGGAGGCGAAUCUCGACUCUUGAAGCUAUUCAAGGCAUUCGACAGGAGCGGAAGGAUGAGCACUAUGGAGUUUCGAAACGAGCUGAAGAAAAUAGUCCGUGUGACUCCAGCGUUGGAGAGGUUGAUCGAAACAGAAGGCGCGGCGGGUACCAUGACAUAUGCAUCACUAGUCCGAGCUCUUGAUAGUUGUAAUCCCGAUAGAAAACGAAUGGAUCUACAGCCGUAUAAGCUGGAGGAGGUUCGUCCGCAGCCAGUACUGCCUCCGCAUCGCGAUCCCGUCAGUUGGGAAAUCGAGAUCGACGAUAGUGUUAAGGACGAAGAGAUCAGGAGGGCAGUGGCCAGUCUUCUCGAUGAGCGCAUCUCUACUCAUGAAUUCGUCACACGGUUGUUGAAAUGCGGUGUUGGGGUAGAUGAGGAUAUUGAUACGUUACUCCUUCGGCAUGAGAGGGACCCGUCUCAUUCCAAUUACGACGAGUUCAUCUCGGCUAUUCUACAGAAGAAAGCCGCCACUAUCGGGCGAGGGUCUGAGGCGAGACGUCAGAUGCAGACCCCAUUCGCACUAGAUGCAGAGCCCGAUUCAUCCACGUAG